Abrus precatorius (Indian licorice) is the source of this 1106-nucleotide messenger RNA. RefSeq lists its product as uncharacterized. The transcript has 5 exons. Bases 99 to 869 code for a protein of 256 amino acids. The record is from RefSeq and is a predicted model, not a curated record. Gene Ontology annotation, biological process: snRNA export from nucleus. Lineage: Eukaryota; Viridiplantae; Streptophyta; Magnoliopsida; Fabales; Fabaceae.
UUCCAUGCAUUCGAGAGAACCCAUGCGAGCAUUGUUUACUCUCACUUCACACCUUAUACUGCUUCAUUCCUCAGCCUCUGCACUUGCAUAGUUUCAUAAUGGAGGACGGUGACAACAUUUUAGAUGCCAUAAAUGAGGAGGAUAACUUCGAUGAUGUGGAUGACGAUGUUGACAUGGUUGAUGUUGAAGAAGGAGAGUUGGUGGAGCCUGAUUCCCGAAAUGUUUUGGUACAAAGCAGUGCUGGAAAUAUCAAUGAAGCAAAUCAAGAACCUAACAGCAGAAACCACAGGCGUAGGGAUAACAAGAAGAAGAAUAAGAGAAAGAGGAAGAGUUCUGGAUCUAAUCCUGUGGAUAUAAACAGAUUUGUGCUAGAUACAUGUCGACGUCUGAAAGAGAAAAAGUCAUACAUGCUAUACACUGCUGUAGGUUGCCUUGGGGUCUCUGCAUUAAGUGAUCUCAUCAAAGAGGUGGAUGCAAUACAAGCAUGUGGAGGCCAGAAAACUGCUGAUGGUAGACGAUUCCGGACAGGGGGUGGCAUAUUGUGGAGCAUCUUAAAGGUUAGAGAACCAAAGGUCUACAAAGAGAUAAUGAAAAAAGCAAGGGAAUUUGAGAAACAAUUCAAGCAGCCAAAUGUAAAGCAACGACCUGUGCCAAUGAAAGAGGAUUCUUCUCAAGGAGUGCCCUUUUCAUUUGCUGGCAGGGAUCAGGGCAAUAUUUUGGACAGUGAUUUUCCUGCAUCCCAAACCCAGAAUCAACAUGAACCAGCAACUUCUGCAGAAAGGCCUAUCUCUGUUCAUGAUAGGUUAAGGAUACCUGUAUCGUAUGAUGAUAACCUGCUUGGAGAGAAUGCAGUCAAUGAUGCAACCUGAGUCUGGAAGUAAAGUGGCCUUGUCACUCAGCAAGUUUUUCUCCCCUCUUAGGUGGAGCUAUACCGAUACAUCUCGCAUUGACUCAUUCCCCUUUGGGACUAGGGCUAUAUAGUACAUUCUUCUUUUCUUUUUGCUAUGUCCGUCCUUCUCGUUUUUCUUUUCUUAGCUUUUGUGAAACGAGAUUACGGAUAGAGCGACAUUUCAAUUUUUGUACACAAUGGAAAUUGACGUGUUAAG